CCCGGCGCGGGGACGGGGCUCCGGCGCGCAACCCCGGGCAGCCCGCGCCCGGCUCCUGCCCGGGACGCGCAUUAGCGCGUUCCCGCCGUUGUCAUCUCAUCCCAUGUCACAGCCCCUCCCCUGGCUGGGACCCCGGCCCCAUUAUCCCGGGGCCCAGCCCUGGUGCUGACCUGCGGUCCCGGCCGCCUCUUCCCCGCACGGAUCCGGCCCUCCGGCGGCGAGCGCGCGGGCCCAGCUCCCGCAGGAGACGCUAGCCAGCGGGUUCUCACCGCUGUCACCUCGUCCCCGUGCCCGGCUCCUCCGCAGGCUCGGGAACCCCGGCCCCAGGCAGCCCGUUGUCCCGAGGCCCGGCCUCUCCCCGGAGCGGGAUGCAGCCCUCGGGCAGGGCGGCCGCCAGGGAGGCUGCGGGCCGCGACGUGCUGGCCGCCGACCUCCGGUGCAGCCUCUUCGCCUCGGCCCUGCAGAGCUACAAGCGCGACUCGGUGCUGCGGCCUUUCCCCGCGUCCUACGCCCGCCACGACUGUAAGGACUUUGAGGCCCUGCUUGCAGACACCAGCAGGUUACCCAACCUGAAAGAGCUGCUCCAGUCCUCGGGCGACAACGACAAGCGGGCCUGGGACCUGGUGAGCUGGAUCUUAUCCUCCAAGGCCCUGACGAUCCACAGUGCCGGCAAGGCAGAGUUUGAAAAGAUCCAGAAGCUGACCGGGGCCCCUCACACACCUGUGCCUGCACCAGACUUCCUGUUUGAAAUCGAGUACUUCGACCCAGCCAACGCCAAGUUUUAUGAGACCAAAGGGGAGCGAGAGCUCAUCUACGCCUUCCACGGCAGCCGCCUGGAGAACUUCCAUUCCAUCAUCCACAACGGCCUGCACUGCCACCUCAACAAGACGUCCUUGUUCGGAGAGGGGACCUACCUCACCAGCGACUUGAGCCUGGCCCUCAUUUACAGCCCCCACGGCCACGGGUGGCAGCGCAGCCUCCUCGGGCCCAUCCUUAGCUGCGUGGCUGUGUGCGAGGUCAUCGACCAUCCAGAUGUCAAGUGCCAAACCAAGAAGAAGGAUUCCAAGGAGAUAGACCGCAGAAGAGCGAGAAUCAAACACAGCGAAGGCGGAGACAUCCCUCCCAAGUACUUUGUGGUCACCAAUAACCAGCUCCUGCGGGUGAAGUACCUGCUGGUGUACUCGCAGAAGCAGGCCAAGAGCAGGGCUUCGCGCCAGCUCUCCUGGUUUGCCAGCCAUUGGUUUACGGUCAUGCUGUCCCUGUAUCUGCUGCUGCUGCUCAUCGUAAGUGUCAUCAAUUCCUCGGCUUUCCAGCACUUCUGGAAUCGUGCGAAGAGAUAAUCUCUCUGGGCCUGGCAUGGGGGCCACCUCAACCACGUGCCUUAGGGUGACUCCACCCGGACCUCCCCGGCCUCUCGGCCAGCCAGGUAGAGCCUAGGAGCCAGCCAGGGACCACAGGACAGUCUUCGUGUGCCAUACAUGUACCGAUUGCCUUGAUGCUGCUCCCGGCCACACUCACCGGGGCCCACUGGACCCCCACUCUUAGUUUCCGGGGGGAGCCCUCUCUUCUACUCCUGCCCAAAGUGGUCCGAGGGAGUUGGCUUCUCAGCCAGGGCCAAAGGAAAAAGUCCUGCUGCAUUUAAAAAACAAGUGUCCAGGCUGUCAGUGGCGUGUUUACAAUCGCUCCUGCCAGAGGCUUUUCUCUACUGCCUUCUGGAAGGCGGAAAAUGUGUAGCGGGAGCUAUAAAUCACCAGGCCAUUGCCUUGUUUUGACUCGAGACACCCAAGAGGCACAGUCAUGUUGCUCAUAAAAGUUGAUGGGAUCGGUUUUGGAUUCCAUCAGCCUUUGUAUGUGAGUGCAAAACAUUUUCACAGUUUUCUCAAAUCAACAAACAGCCGUCUGCCGUGCCCCCGGCCCAGCCAUGGAUGCGAAAGGAAGGGGACUUAGCAAGGAGCGACUUUUUCUAAUAGAA
This is a messenger RNA of Lepus europaeus (European hare), 1972 nucleotides long. RefSeq names its product poly(ADP-ribose) polymerase family member 16 (gene PARP16). NCBI's taxonomy places the organism in Eukaryota, Metazoa, Chordata, Mammalia, Lagomorpha, Leporidae. The record is from RefSeq and is a predicted model, not a curated record. The coding region runs from base 369 to 1340 and encodes 323 amino acids. The transcript is spliced from 6 exons. Gene Ontology annotation, cellular component: endoplasmic reticulum tubular network; nuclear envelope; intracellular anatomical structure. Gene Ontology annotation, biological process: endoplasmic reticulum unfolded protein response. Gene Ontology annotation, molecular function: protein serine/threonine kinase activator activity; kinase binding; NAD+ poly-ADP-ribosyltransferase activity.